This is a messenger RNA of Ixodes scapularis (black-legged tick), 1731 nucleotides long. Its product is annotated as protein 5NUC. Bases 1 to 1731 code for a protein of 576 amino acids. NCBI's taxonomy places the organism in Eukaryota, Metazoa, Arthropoda, Arachnida, Ixodida, Ixodidae. Gene Ontology annotation, molecular function: nucleotide binding; 5'-nucleotidase activity; metal ion binding. The record is from RefSeq and is a predicted model, not a curated record. Gene Ontology annotation, cellular component: plasma membrane. The transcript is spliced from 9 exons. Gene Ontology annotation, biological process: AMP catabolic process.
AUGAAGCUUUUAUUCAUCGCUGCUUUUCUUUCUCUACCAUAUGCAGCACCGUCGAAAAAGCCUCCUGAGAGUUUCAAUAUUACAAUUCUGCACACUAAUGAUAUCCAUUCUCAUUUUCUUCAAAGCGACAAGAGAGGCGGAAACUGCACCGAAGAAAAGGCAGGGAAUAAUUCAUGCUUCGGCGGGGUGGCCAGAAUCCUUACAAAGGUGAGAGAAAUAAAGAAGCAGGAAGAAAACACGUUCUUCUUCAACGCUGGAGAUUUCUAUCAAGGAACAGUCUGGUAUACCGUCCUGAAGUACAAUAUCGUGUCUGUGGCAAUGGAGAACAUGAUGUACGAUGCUGUGUGCUUGGGGAACCACGAGUUCGACGAUGGACCUGAAGGUCUCGCUCCCUUUCUCAAAAGAAUGAAAAGCGCUAAUGUGACUGUUUUGGGAACAAACCUUGAGACAAAGGAUGAACCAAAAUUAAAUGGAAUUGAAGUACUGAAAUCAGUAGUGUACGAUAUUAAUGGCGUGAAGAUGGGAGUAAUGGGUGUCGUCACGACGGAAACAUUAACAAUUGCUAAACCAGGUAAUAUUGAAAUUUUGGACGAGAUUCAAAGUGUUAAAAAAGAAAUACAGAAUUUAAAGAAGCAACACGUUAAAAUCUUCGCUCUUAUAAGUCACGUUGGUUACCAGAAGGAUAAGCAAAUUGCCGAAGAAGUGGAAGAGUUGCAUUUUAUUGUGGGUGGUCAUACUAACACAUUUCUGUACAACGGAACAGAUAAAAAAGGCCCCGGAGGAGAGACUAUAGAGGGGGAUUAUCCGACCGUCGUAAAAAGGAAUGAAAAAGUAGCCCUCGUGACACAAGACUACUGGUUUGGAAAAUAUUUGGGUUAUCUGAAGCUACAAUUCAGUAGCAAAGGAGAGCUGAAAGGAUGGCAGGGAAAUCCUAUUCUGCUGAAUCAAAGCGUUGAAGAAGAUAAAUGCAUGCUUGAGAUAUUGGAACCGUUCAAAGAGGAGGUUCGGAAGGCGGGCGAAGAAUACAUCGGAAUUUCCAAGGUUGAGCUGGAAGCGGACAACAAGACCUGCCGUCUGAAAGAAUGCAACAUGGUGAAUCUCAUCGCCGACUCGUUUUUGGCCUAUUACGCUGAUAGGAACAGCACUACUCCCAAAGCCUGGUCGAACGUUAACGCUGCUGUUGUGAAUGCUGGCAUCACCAGGACGUCUAUUCAGCAAGGUAUUAUACGCCGAAGAGACAUCAUGGCCGCAAUGCCAUUUGAAAGCUCUCUAGUGGUGUUCACAAUGAACGGAACUCAGCUGCGAAAAAUGCUCGAACAUGGUGUAUCGAAGUUCACUUGGUUUAAAGACCCCGAGGGAUCCUUUCUUCAGGUGUCAGGAAUGAGAGUGGUCUACGAUUUCAAAAAUACAAAUAGCUCUGAGAAUGUCACUCUUCAAAUUUUAUGUGCUAACUGCAGUAUACCUAAGUACGAGCCUGUUGAUCCCGAGAAAACUUACAAGAUUGUGACCACAAGUUUCAUCGCGGGAGGAGGUGACGGAUUCAAAUUUGAUAAAGAGGUACUACAGUCGAAGGAGACAGAGGGACGAAUGGAUGUAGAAGUGUUCACUGAUUACGUUCGGAAGAUGUCACCGAUAAAGACGCCAGAAGAGGGAAGGGUGAUCAUGCUAAACAACGAUAGACCAGCUGGCUCAAAUUCAGGGGGACUUUAUCCUGGUAGCUUGAGGAUCUAG